Messenger RNA from Loa loa (African eye worm), 894 nucleotides. RefSeq lists its product as hypothetical. Lineage: Eukaryota; Metazoa; Nematoda; Chromadorea; Rhabditida; Onchocercidae. Bases 58 to 543 code for a protein of 161 amino acids. The record is from RefSeq and is a predicted model, not a curated record. The transcript is spliced from 4 exons. Gene Ontology annotation, cellular component: cytosolic [4Fe-4S] assembly targeting complex. Gene Ontology annotation, biological process: iron-sulfur cluster assembly.
UUUCAGAAUACAUAUGACAAUCCGAACAAGUUAGUCGGCGAAUAAAACAAAGUUUGAAUGGUACCCAGUAAGUUAGAAAAUGCAACACCAACAGUGUAUACUACGAAAGCUCGUAGUAAAAAGGUGUCUGAUUCAGAGUUGAAUCCAAACAUUAUUGAUCCAAUUGAUGCGCAGGAAAUCUUCGACUACAUAAGGGAUAUUAAUGAUCCGGAACAUCCUCUUACGCUUGAACAAUUGAAUGUCGUUCAGGAAGAACUCAUUAUGGUUGACAAAAAUGAUGACGAAACGAUUGUUGAUGUCGAAUACGUUCCUACAAUACCGCACUGUUCAAUGGCAACACUGAUUGGUCUAACGAUACGAACAAAAUUACAGCGGUCUGUGCAUCCUAGUGUGAAGAUAAUAGUGAGGAUAGCACCCGAUACUCAUAUGUCCGCAGAUGCAAUAAACAAGCAGUUGGCGGACAAAGAACGAGUGGCGGCUGCACUUGAAAAUCCUGAUCUGCUGCGAGCCGUUAAUCAGUGCUUGACACCGAAAGAUUUCUAGAAAUGUUUUGUCUCAUAUAAUGUUGGAGUUAUUUGUUUAUGUGGGGCUUGUAUUUCUUUCCCAAAUUGUUUGGAGCCUCAAAAAAUCUAAGUUAGUUGCAUGAUCAAGUUUUCAUGCAAAACCUGAUAUUCUGUUAAAUAUUCCUGAUAUCCCUAUAUUUCUUAUAAACUUAAAGAUGUUCAAAUAUUUUGUAUUUAUUUCUGUUUACAAAACAGAAUUUUAUAAAAACUUGUCGCAUUAGCAGUCUUGCAGUUGUGGCCAAAGUGGAGAUAGAACCCAAAGCUUGCAUUGUAAAAUUAACCAGGAGCUUUGAUAUUUCAUACUUGAUUUUCAAUUGGUUAAAACAUUUCG